This is a messenger RNA of Drosophila ananassae, 2049 nucleotides long. RefSeq lists its product as uncharacterized. The transcript has 4 exons. The coding region runs from base 271 to 1965 and encodes 564 amino acids. NCBI's taxonomy places the organism in Eukaryota, Metazoa, Arthropoda, Insecta, Diptera, Drosophilidae. The record is from RefSeq and is a predicted model, not a curated record.
AACACGUUUGAAAUUGAAUGUCAGAUCCUUAAAACGUAUAGACUUCAUUUUCGAAUAAGUUAGCACGAGCUCAAAACGUUUUUAGGGCGAAAGUGAAAGAUUUUAAUAAUUUGUAGUAUUGUGUUUCAUGUUUGCGCGCACAGUGUUGAACAAUGUUUUUGAAAAAUUAACGCUUUGUUUUUGGUACAGCGUCGGUUCUCAGUAGUUCUAUUUAAAUCUCAAUUAUUUUAGUUUUUCCUUAUAGUCAGUAGUCUACAUAAUUAGACUAAAAUGGAUGAAUCGUGCAGAUCAACCGUGGGCAAGAGCGAUUCAAGGCGGUCGUCGAUCGCGGCCAACGAUGAAAGCGUCACCAUGUACCUGUCCUUCGACGCGGACGACACUCUUUCCAGCGGAACCAGUACAAAGUGGCAGUCUGCAGUGGUCACUCAAAGCAGUCAGUUCCUUGAAAUUCACAACAGUAAAAUGGAGGCUAAUGUGGAAGAAACGGUGCUCCGGCGCAGCGUCCUAAAGGAUUUGCAGCAGAUCAUAACCGGUGAGCAGGAUCAGGGCUCACCCCUCCGUCCUUUUAAUAUGAGCAUUCUUAACAAACACAAUGCUCUGAGCUCCACACCGUCUAAGGAUACCCCAGUGAUCACAAAUCUUGAUGUAACAAAUGUGGAAAACAAGGAAAACUCGCAUACUGGCGAAAACGAUCAUUCUACAUUGUCUAGUUCCGUAGACGUAUCCGUCAGCACGGUUAAAGCAAAUACUCUAAAAACCAUAGAUGGAACCAUUGACGAGGAGUCGGUCCAAGAGAUUCCAAAGCCCAGCGUAAGCAAUGUUUAUCCGCUAAGCGCCAACGUAGUCCUUGAGAAUAUCACCGAGGUUUCCAACGAAGGGGUGUCUAUGGUGGCCUCCCCACCGCCAGAGAAACAUGAUCCCCAGGUCGAAGAGGUUGUGAACGAGGUUUCGGAACUUAUUUCGAAAGCCCUAAAGAUUUCGGCUGAAUCUGUGAAACCACAGCCCCCAAAAAUUAAAGUGGAAGGAAGCAAAAAGAGAAUGACUAUUGCCGUUGGAUCUUCGGGUGGAAUGCCGCGUCCACGCCGCUCAUAUUUGCCAACUUCUAGUGUGGAGAGUCGUACUUAUUCCUUUAAACAGCGUAUGUCAGUGGUUGUGAAAACCACACUGAACAGUCCGGCCCGUAAGCUAAGCGCUGGCGGCUCACUAGCUGUGGGACGCCGGAGCUGCUUGCCUGUAGCCAAACCAAAACUUGGAACUAAAUCCGUCGCAGUAUCGAGCAGCCGUACUCCUCAAAACAUCCCAACCAAAGUGAUCAAGCAGACCCCCAAAACAACGCUUCCCGUCAUCUAUAACUGCAAGACCUGCGAUGCCACUUUCCGUGUUAAAAGCUUACUAGACAUGCAUGUUCGCAUGCACGAUAUGGUAGAGAAUGGACCAAAGUCUCUGAAACGACUGAAUACUAAUACGGUGGGCGGAGGAACUAGUGCGCUCGGUAGUAAAAAUUCCUGUAAAUACUGCGACAAAAACUUUGCCCUAGAACGCGCUCUGCACAUCCACUUGAUGCAAAACUGCAGCAAGAUUCCGCCGGGUGAAAAGCGGAAACUUCAGUUUACGGAACUCAACCACGAAAAGAAGGCUCAGCUCCCCAAGAUCGGAGCUUCCAAUGCUGUGAACCAGCCAUGCACCCUUUCCCAGAAGACACAGCAGCGCUUCAGCAUGAUUCCUAGCAAGGCUACUUCAUCUUUUGAACCACCCAUGGCUCCGCCGUCCACGAAGAAGGUACCCAAGAAGGCUGCGCACGCUGGAGUUUAUCGUACCCCUACGAAGACUGUGCCCUGCCACAUUUGUAAGCAAUCCUUUAAGAGCAUACUUGAGUUCACCAAUCACAGUCUGACGGUGCACACAAAGAACUUCACGCAGAAGCCACCAGCUGGCCGGGAAAAUGCACCGAGUGCCCAAGAUUAAAUCAAAUGUAACCAAUUUAAUAUAGCCUAGGUCUAAGAUGAGUGUAUUUUAGAUUUCCCCACGUUUAAAUGCACAUUAACCUUA